UGUGUGUGUGUGUACGGUAGUUUGUACAAAUACAAUGAUCAAUUCAUAAUAAAUUGUUGAUCUCAUUAUAUAUAAUCAUCUCAUCGAUGAAAUAAAUCAAACUAAAUGAAUGAACAUGUCUUUAUAUUGUACAUUACCACGACGUAAUCGUCGUUCAUCAACAUCGAUAAUUUCAUCGGUCAAUCCAACGUUAUUGACCACAAACAUUCGUGAUAAUGCGAAUAUUAUGAUGAAUAAUGAUCUGUUAUCAUCACGUGGAUGGAUUUGUGGUGGCCUUGUAUCAUCGACAACAUCUUUUGCUAAACCACAAUCAUUUUCAACAAACACUACUAAUGAUACAUCAUCAUCAUCAUCAAUGAUACCGCCAAGACCUUAUGGUAAUGUUGGUGAACAAUCUUGUAAUGGACAUUCGAUUGAAACAGGAUCGAUAAUGGCUCCAAUAUCACCACAAUCCGAUUAUCUUAAUUUCUAUAAUACAUUAAAUUACAAAAAUCAAGAUUCAUUGUGUUCAAAUCAAACAUCAUUGCCAACAUCAACUAGUUUUAAUGGCCACUUAUCAUCAUGGACAUCUUUCAAUGAUCAUUAUUAUUCAUCUCGUGUUGAGAAUCAUAAUUUUCAUCCAAUAGCCAUAACACCACCAACUGAAACAUCAGAUACAGUGACAUUUACUGAAUCUGUCACAUCAACAUUCGAUGAAUAUUCAUCAAAUUCAGGACCAUCAACAAAAUUAUAUUAUGCUUGUGAUUCAAUACAGCUUCCAUCACAAUCAUCAUUGAAUAAUAAUAAUAAAUCAUCGUUGACUAGACCACGAACUAUGCCCAAUUUUUAUGGCACAAUCGAUGAAGAUGGAUUGGAUCCAGAUGAUGACGAAGAUGAGGAUGAAGAAGAUCUACAAAGUUCAAAUGAAGAUUUUAUUACAGGAGCUUCUGUUGAUGCAUACGGUUGUUCUGUUGAAGAUAUAACUGAAGUAGAUGAAGAUCAAGAUAGUGAAGAAGAUUAUUUCGAUGAAUUAGAACGACAACAACGUGAACGUGUAGCUCGAAUGUUUGAUCUUAGUAUUCCAUCGAAUUCUAAAAGCCAUCAUAAUCAUAAUCAUCAUCAUCAUCAUCAUCAUACAGGAACGAACAUUUUGUCCUUUAAUCGUUACUCAUCAUUUCGUUCACGUUCUAGACAAAGUCUUCGAAAUCUUUCUAUGCGUUUAAGUAAAUUUUAUCGUCCAAAAAUUCUAUCAUCAUCAUCAUCAUCAUUUUGUCGAUGAUGAAAAAUUUCGAAACAACAAUAAUCGAGCAACAACAACAACACAAACAUCAACACCUUUAUUAAACUCACGUAAAAACAAUUACUUUUGUUAUCGACCAACAAUAACAAAUGAUUAUGUUGAAGAUCAAUCAUCAUCGUUGCCUACAUCCGCAUUCAAUGGAAAAAACAAUCAUGACAAGAACAACAAGAUAAAACGACGAUUACAAGAAAAUUUUAACCAUCAUAAUAGAUUGAAAACAUUUUGGAAGGAUAAAAUCUGGAGAGAAUUUCUUAUGUUGAAAUCAUCAUGGAAUUCGACAACUUCAUCAUCACCAUCAUCAUCGACAUUGCCUUCAAUGAUAAAUUCGCGUGUAGGUGUUCGAAGAAAUUCCAUCAAUGACUUUAAUUAUCAUAAAUUAGCAAACGGUAUGCAGCAACAAACACAUACAUUAUCAACACCAUCAACAACGUCAUCAUCAUCAUCAUCAUCAUCAUCAUCAUCACAACAUCAUCAUCGUUUUCAUCGCCAUUGAAUCGUUAUUUCGAACGUUAUUUUUCAUCCUCUCGU
Molecule: messenger RNA, 1807 nt
Organism: Dermatophagoides farinae (American house dust mite)
Lineage: Eukaryota; Metazoa; Arthropoda; Arachnida; Sarcoptiformes; Pyroglyphidae
Source: RefSeq, a predicted model, not a curated record